This is a messenger RNA of Closterium sp. NIES-67, 2676 nucleotides long. The record is from the annotation of a GenBank genome assembly. NCBI's taxonomy places the organism in Eukaryota, Viridiplantae, Streptophyta, Zygnematophyceae, Desmidiales, Closteriaceae.
CUUCGCCCUCUCCCCCUCCCUCCACCACACCCUCAGAGCCCUCACUUAGAAUGCAACCCCAUCCACAUCUUCCACACCAUGUUCCCUAGAUUUGCACGUGGAGCCGCCAUAAAUUUAUGGAUGGGCCGUUGCACGUCUUCAUUAUUUGCCGGUUGUCAGUUACGUGGAAUAGUGUUGUUGAGGUGUUACAGUAUCGACUUGUCUCUUUUAGCCUGACGUAGAUUAUCGCUAGGCUGUCGUCUGAAACCCUUCUUAUGACUUUAAUUUACCGUACGACCUAAUUUAUUGGUUAAGUCGUCGCUGUGCGAAGAUACUUAGGAUGUAGAGGCUGGAACAGUAACAGCCUAAAUAAACUCAUUAUCGAGCCACGUAUCCACGAUGUCUCGAGUCGUAACGGACGGAGACCUCAGUCCUCAGCGUCACUUUCCGCGAAACCGCGGUCCUGCUUACGUGGCUGCUCCGCGCGGGGUCCAAUACCCCGAGGACUUAAUCUCCCCGACCAAUCCGGGAAUCGCACCUGGCAGGCCGGGCGACCAUGUGCGACGGCCAGCCGGUCGCACGGCGAUUCGCACGGUGCAGGAGGGCCACCAGCUCACGGAAGGCGACGACUUCGCAGACAACCGAGGCGGCAGCCAGAGGCGAAUAACGAUCCCCUCCGGGGGAGGCGGCGGGGGAGGCGGCGGGUAUCACGGGAACACGUCGCCGCUGCGCAAUGCCAUCCACGGGCGGUCGGAGAGUCACUCGGGGGAGUCGGCGGAGCGGGGGGGGCGCGCGGAGCACGCGGCGGACCUCCAGCCGCGGCGCGCGGCGAGCUCCAACGAGGCGGGGUACGGCCGGCCGGCCGCGCUGCGCCUCGACGCCGACAUGAUUAAGGCCGGCAGGAAGGACGCGCUGAGUCCCCGCCGCAUGGUGAAGGUCGCCACGCCCUCGUCCCAGUCCAGCAGCGCCAUGGCCCGCCCAGGGGGGCCGGGCGGGGCGGGCGGGGGCGGAAGCAUGGUGGGGAGUUUCCAGGCGUCACGGGGGGAGGCGGAGCACAUGCGGCGCGUGGCGGAGCUGGUGGAGGCGGUGCGCGCCAACGACGUUGACCUGGUCAACGUGGUCCUGCAGGAGGCGCCCUCGCGCACGGCGCUGCUCAACACCGUGCACCCAGCCUCUCAGCGCACGGCGCUGCACGAGGCGGUGAUUGCGUCCAGCACGGAGGCUGCAGGCGCGCUGCUCGAGUGGGGCGCGGACCCUGAUGGCGGGCAGUCGUCGCAGAUGCCGCCCAUCAUGCACGCGGUGGAGAAGGGCAACGACAAGAUGGUCACGCUGCUGCUCUCGCAUGGGGCGGACAUCAACGCGCAGGACGCCAAGCAGUGCACCGCGCUGCACUACGCAUGCGCUGCAGGGCACAGGGGCAUUAUCAAGCUGCUGCUGGUGGCGGGGGCCAACAUGUAUGCGCGCAACCGCGACAACCUGUACCCGCAGCAGCUGGCGUCCACGGACCGCAUCCGCACGCUCUUCCGCAAGCUGCACGAGUACCACCAGCGCCACGGGCUCGUGGGGGAGGGGGAAGGGGGAGGGGGAGGCGCGGGGGGAGGCGCAGGCGGAGGGGGCAGGGGGGGGAUGCGGGGGUCGCCCCCGAUUUCGCCUGGGACGUCUGGGCGGAUGAGCCCGAGGGACGUGGGGGGGAUGGUGGACGACGGGUGGGACGACGAAGUGCCCAACGGCUCAUCGGUGCAGCAGCUCAUCUCGCCGCGCUCGCUUGCAGCCCGCACUCGCCUGGGCGCUGGAGGCGCAGGGGCCGGCGCAGUGCAGCCCGGCCGCCAGGGGCCUGCAGGGGGGCGGGGGGCUGUGGGCAGCCGGUCUGCUGUGGAGCGCGGGAGCACCCGCGAGGACGACUGGCUGGCCCUGCCGCACGCACGGGGAGGGGGAGGAGGUGGAGGGGGAGGGGGGGAUGGAGGGGAGCAGGGGGAAGUGGAGAGUCCGCGCGACCUGCUGGACAGCAACGAGCAGAUCUUCCUGCAGGCGUGGGAGAACGACCGCGAUGACGACUCGCCCGCCUUCGCCUGGCCGGGGGGGGCUGGGUCGGGCGGAGGGGGGGGCGGAGGGGGGGGGGUGGUGGUGGACCUAAGGACGAGCAUGUGGCAGGGGGAGGAACAGCAGGCGCGGUGGCGGCAGCGGGGCCGGCGGCGUCGCUGGCGCGGCGGCACAUAAGGGACUCGCGAACGCUGUCGGUGGAGUCGGGCGGGCAGCAGUACGCGCGGCGCAUCGUGCAGGCCAACGACAGCACCAUGUCCGACGCUGAGGCGGGCAGCUUUGGCACCCGCAGGCACACCGCAGGGGCGCCCAUCACGGAUCGGUCGCGCCUGGCCCAGCCUCGUCCGCGCAACUUUGCGGACUUCCGUGCCGAGCGCCUUGUGGGGCAGGCAGCAGGUGGUGGUGCUGGUGGUGGGGGAGGUGGGGGAGGGUCAUCUGGGGGAGGUCCAGCUGGGGGUGGAGGUCCGGGGACACCUGGGAGAGGGGGUAUGCGGGGGAGAUCGCCCUAUGACAGUGUGGACUCUGCUAGUAUGGGGAGGCUCGACCUAGGGGGCGGGGGGGGCGGGGGGGGCGGGGGCAGGAGAGGGUCUCUGGACGGCAAGUCGUCAGGUGCAGGGGCCAGGGGCGGGCUGGACGUGUUCGGGCAGCCGUACGGGG